Messenger RNA from Loxodonta africana (African savanna elephant), 1171 nucleotides. RefSeq names its product large ribosomal subunit protein eL31-like. Gene Ontology annotation, cellular component: ribosome; cytosolic large ribosomal subunit. Gene Ontology annotation, molecular function: structural constituent of ribosome. The coding region runs from base 731 to 1171 and encodes 146 amino acids. The record is from RefSeq and is a predicted model, not a curated record. Gene Ontology annotation, biological process: cytoplasmic translation. The transcript has a single exon. Lineage: Eukaryota; Metazoa; Chordata; Mammalia; Proboscidea; Elephantidae.
UUUCUAUUUAGUGUUUUUCCAUCUCCACCACUCCCCUACCUCGUAACCAUCAAAGAUUAUUUCUUUUGUGUGUAAACGUUUUCAUAGUAGUGGUCUCAUACAAUAUUUGUCCUUUUGUGAUUGACUUAUUUCACUCAGCAUGAUUCCCUCCAGAUUCAUCCAUGCUGUGUGGUGCUUCACAGAUUCAUCACUGUUCUUUAUCUUUGUGUAGCACUCCACUGUGUGUAUGUACCAUAGUUUGUUUAUCCAUUCAUCUAUUGAUGGGUACCUAGGUUGUUUCCAUCUUUUUGCUAUUGUGAACAAUGCUGCAAUGAACAUGGGUGUGCCUCAGUUUCUUUGAGUCUUGAUUAUUUUUAACAAUUGCCAAUGUGUGAUAAAAACAAACUAUUUCUCCUUUCCAAUAUUGUCCUUUGUAAGAAGUAUAACCAGAAUGCUCCUUAGAAGCAAGGAUGGCGAGACUGCAUCUUACAUACUUUGGACAUGUUAUCAAGAGGGAUAAGUCCCUGGAGAAAGACCUCAUACUUGGUAGAGUACAGGGUCAGGGAAAAAGAGGAAGACCCUCAACAAGAUGGAUUGACACAGUGGCUGCAACAAUGGGCUUAAGCAUAACAACGGUUGUGAGCUUGGCGAAGGAUGGGGCGGUGUUUCAUUCUGUAGUACAUAGGGUCACAUUAUGAGUCUGAACCGACUCGAUGGCACCUAACAACAACAACAACCUUGUCCUGGCACAAUGUCUUCUGCAAAGAAAGGUGGCGAGAAUAUGAUGGGUCGUUCUGCUAUCAAUGAAGUGGUGACCAGAGAGUGCCCCAUUGACACUCACAAGCACGUCCAUGGAGUGGGCUUUAAGAAGCAUGCCCCAUGGGCACUGAAGGAGAUUCAGAAAUUUGCCAUGCCAGGGAUGGGAAUGCCAGAUGUGCACAUAGAUGCCAGACUCAGCAAAGUUGUCUGGGCCAAAGGAGUAAGGAAUGUCCCAUACCCUAUCCAUGUCUGGUUGUUCAGAAAACAAAAUGAGGAUAAAGAUUCAUCCAACAAGCUCUAUACUCGGGUUACCUAUGUACCUGUCACCACUUUCAAAAGCCUACAGUCAAUGUGGAUGAAAACUAACAGCCAAUUAUCAAAUAAAGUUAUAAAACUGCAAAAAAAAAAAAAACUAUUUCUCAUUAAAUUAUGA